CCAAGCGUCCGUCCGCGCGCACAUCCCAUCCCAUCCCACCCCAUCCCAUCCCAUCUGCCCGGAUGUUUACGUAACAACGCCGUCGCCUCAGACAGGGGUCAGAAAGCGGACUGGGCACGCGCUACGACAUCUUUUUUUUAUUUUGCAUUUUUAUUUUUGCAAUAAUGUCUCUUUAACCCGGAGGCGCGCGAGACAUCCGUCACAUUCCUUCAUACUGGAUUACAUAUAAAUAUAUAUAUUUUUCUACGUUCUGGUCGCGCGACCACAUGUAGCACAUCCUUUUUUUUUUUCCUAUUUGUAUUUUUUUGAUGAUUGGUGAUAAACCCAUCCCGUAGCCGCGGCCGCCCCCCACAGUCCUGACACCGAGUCUCCCCGGUGAUGGAGUACGCGGGUGGAGCGACCGGAGCGCUCCCGUGGCGGUGGCCGAGCCCUCGCGCGAGGAUGCUCUGGAUGUAGAGGACGCCGCGCUCCUGUGUGUGAGUGUGAGUGUGUGUAUGCACGCGCGUGUGCGGGAAUAAAAUAUGGGGAAAGAUCAGGAACUAUUGCAGGCGGUGAAGACUGAGGACCUGCUCACGGUGCAGAGGCUACUGCAGAGACCCAAACAGGGCAAAUCCAAGCUCCUGGGUUCAGCCAAGCGGAUCAACGUGAAUUUUCAGGACACAGACGGAUUCUCGGCUCUUCAUCAUGCUGCUUUAAACGGUAACGUAGAGCUGAUCGCACUGCUGCUCGAGUCCCAAGCCGUCGUUGAUAUCAAAGAUCAGAAAGGGAUGCGGCCACUGCACUACGCUGCCUGGCAAGGAAAAUGCGAGCCAAUGAAAAUGCUGCUAAAGGCGGGAUCUUCGGUCAACAGCCAAUCAGAUGAGGGACAGAUUCCGCUGCACCUCUCAUCCCAACACGGCCAUUACGAUGGAAGCGAGAUGCUGUUGCAGCACCAGUCCAACCCCUGCAUCAGAGAUCAGGCUGGAAAAACCCCUCUGGACCUGGCCUGCGAAUUUGGACGCGUCUCGGUGGUGCAGCUGCUUCUGAACAGCAAUAUGUGUGCCGCGAUGUUGGAGCCGAAGCCUUCAGAUCCCAACGGCAUCAGCCCUCUUCACCUGGCCGCCAAAAACGGACACAUCGACAUCAUCAAGUUACUAAUCCAGGCUGGCAUAGACAUAAACCGACAGACGAAAUCUGGAACGGCCCUGCACGAGGCUGCACUCUGCGGAAAAACCGACGCUGUUCGUCUUCUUUUAGACAGCGGUAUUAGUGCCAGUGUGAGGAACACAUACUGCCAGACGGCACUGGACAUCGUAAACCAGUUCACCACCACACAGGCCAGCCGAGAGAUUAAACAGAUGCUGAGAGAUGCCUCAGCAGCCAUGCAAGUAAGGGCUCUCAAAGACUACUGCAACAACUACGACCUGACGAGCCUCAACAUCAAAGUAGGCGACAUCAUCACGGUCCUGGAACAGCACUCUGAUGGCCGCUGGAAAGGCUGUAUCCAUGACAACCGGACCGGGAAUGAUCGUGUCGGCUACUUCCCCUCCAACAUGGUGGAGGUCAUCAAGAGGGCAGGACCCUCUACUCAGCAGUAUCUUAAGAUACACAUCCGUCCGCCGGCAAUUUCCUCAGUUGCCAUGGUGAACGGUGACUCCCACAUUCUCUCUCUUCCCCUGAACUCCCUGCCCCCUAUUCCCUCCCUGAUCUCUUCCCAUCAGCCCCUGUUCACCUCAUUCGGGUAUAACACACCCACCUGCAGCUCAUUUGUGUUCGAACCGCCCUCCUCGCGCUCAGAAGGGCCGAAAAGAGAGACAGGUUCACGAGGUUCUGUGUCCAGCCCCCAUGGCUCCCCGACAUUAAGUGGGCAGCAAAGCAGUUCCAGUGAGGAAAUCUGGGUCCUGAGAAAACCUUUAGCAGGUGCUGGCAGUACAGGGAGUCUGACCAGUGGGCGAUCUUCAGUCAGUGGUCCAGCAGACAACGCUAAUGCACAUCUUGCAAGCUCACCAGUGCCCGCCCCAACCACCCCAACGCAUUCUCCAGUGCUUAACACACAUGGCGUAAAUGUUCCUGGGCUGCACGCCCAAGCAGAGGGGGUAAAGCUGUUGGCCACUGUGCUGUCCCAGUCUGCCAAAGCAAAAGAACAUCUCCUGGAGCAGGACCCCAGUGCAGCUUCCUCACAACUUACCCAGAGUGCACCUGGUGGUCCACAUCCAGAAAAGAAAAAAAAAUUUGUGGAUCCUUUACUACAGAGAAAAGACAGUGCUGCAACAGAAAGCAAGAGCUCAGAAGCCGUGGCUGAAUGGCUUACUAGCGCUCAGCUGCAGUUUUACACAACAAACUUCCUGACAGCUGGUUAUGACCUCCAGACCAUCAGUAGGAUGACACCAGAGGAUCUCACAGCAAUUGGGGUGACAAAACCUGGCCACAGGAAAAAGAUGCUGUCUGAAAUCACCAAGCUGAGCAUUCCUGACUGGAUACCUAAAGAGAAACCAACCAGCCUAGCCGAGUGGUUGUCACUGAUUGGACUCAGUCAGUACUAUCAGACUCUUGUCCAGAAUGGCUAUGACAACAUGGAUUUUGUCAGUGACAUCAGCCUGGAAGACUUACAGGAGAUUGGCAUCACCAAGCUGGGACAUCAGAAGAAGCUAAUGUUAGCUGUUAGCCACCUGGGAGAGCCUCUAAAAGAGGAGGAUGUUUACAGUAAGGAAAGGCAAUCAACCGAAAGCACAACUUUGAAACACCAUGCUGCUCCAGAAUCCACCCCUGCUCCAAAAACACGGCGAGGAAUGGAAGGGCAUGGCUCUCCUCGGCACACCACACAUGGGCGAGGUAUACAGAGAGCAAAUGCCCCGCCUCCUUUAAAAAAGCCUUUUUCAUGCAGCAGUCCAUCCCACACGCCUCCACAUACGCCCACUAAAGUCAAAAGCUCCUCCCCUCGCUCGAAUUCUCAAGCCCGCCCAGUCCCUUUGCUCUGCCUUCCCCAAGAAAGCCCAGCUGAGGAAGAUGAAGAUGGCACACCUCCUUUACCCAGACGAAAAGACCCGCCAUUUCCCGACUCAUCCAUGAAGUAUGCUACGGUGAGUGGAAGCAGCCGUAGUGUGUCCUCCCUGGAUGUUGGAGGAGUAAACCGUAGCCAGUCCUUCGCUACCACCCGACCUCGCAGAAAGACACGCCCUCCAACACCGCCAAAGCGAUCUUGCUCCUCCAUCUCCACAGGGAACCUGCAAAAUGAAGAUGGAGUUAACCAAGGAGAGCAUUGUGAUUCAUUUCUUAGCGUGACCUACAGAGAACGGCGCCGGAGUGACUGUGGCCCUGCAUCCGAAUCGGGGGUUUUAGGAGGAAGCGUUCGAGACAUUGCUGCUAUGCUGGAAAUGUCUACAUUAGGAGGCAUAAGUGCUACUAAGAAUUACUUACAGGCAAGCCCGGACAUCCUCAGACGAAACCGUGAUGCUCUGAGUUUAGAUGAAGAGAUCCAGAAUCGCCGUCGCACCAUCAGUGGCCCCUUAACUGAUUAUGAGAACCCCGUUGCACAGCAGGAUGGCACCCAGCAAGAAGUUACAAAGCAUCCACCAAUUACUGACGAAGCAGUUGAAAACCUCCCUGUGAGACGAACCCCAGAGCCUCGCCCACGCUCCAUGCUCACUCAAGAAGAGUGGUCACGUGUGGAUGCCACGGCCACCCUGAGGAGGCCCCGCCCACCUCACGACUCAGCUGACGAGAGAUUCCAGCUUACAGAGACCAGCACUGUGAGACGACGGCCAAAAGUAAUAGCUCCCUCUCAGAGUGAUGAUGUAGCUGCAAAUGCUCCAGAUACUACUAUUUGUGUAAGACCUGUAUCAGCGGUGGAAAAUUUAUAUCGGGAAGGUGAUAUGAGUGACGAGUUCAGGCGAGCACUGAAGCCCCCAGUUUCCCCUAAACCAGCUGUGGGCCCCAGGAAGCCUGAGCCUCCUACACCAACUCGGAGAGUCCCACUUCCAGGACCAGAAAACCAUCACAGCACAGCGGAGAUUAAGAAAGUUCCACCGCCUGUGUCUCCAAAGCCAAGCCCUCCUCCUACGCUUCCAAAGCCAAUCAAAAUUAAGCCCUUACCAACACACACAAUUACCCCACCCAGUGACCUAAAUACACACCCCACCUUGCCUAACAUUCUCCAUGAGCAAGUGGAGCAUUCUAUACUCAGUCCAUCAAGCUCACAACCCGCAGAAUCUCACACUUUGUCCCCACGACCUUUAACAUCUCCAGUUCAGAGCCCACAAACCCCACAAACUCCUUCUACCCCAGGGUGCGGAUCUGCACCGGUCAAACCGCCGAGGUCUUCCAUGGCAGGGCAGUCAAUGGACAUUCCCAGCCCUUUUGAGGCAGAGCCUCGAGAGGUUGAAAAAUACAAUGAUGAGGAUGAGCAGCAGAGACAGAAGGAAGCAGUGGUUAAGAGGCAAGAGAUGGAAAAUAACAUUGAGGUCACAAGGCCUACAGAGGGAUCAGGGCAGAUGAUAAUCAGGCGCAGGAAAGUGGGUGUUGCCAGACAGAUGCCGAUUGAGACUGAAAGUGAAAGUACUACAGAAGAUGAAUGUGUAAUUGCAGAGAGAAUUCGACAGGGGGCGCCAAAUGCCACAGGAACAGAUGAAGCCAGAGACGAAAGAAUAAACCAGAGAUGGCUGGAUGAGACCAGUGCCUCCUUAGCUGCAGCGUUUGAGGUUGUAGAGGAAACCAUCAUGACUGAAGACAAGUCUGCAAAAGAGAAUAAAAGCACAGUAAACAUUCUUGAUGACAUUGGAAGCAUGUUCGAUGACCUUGCUGACCAGUUGGAUGCCAUGUUGGAUUAAAAAAAAAAAAGCACAACAUAAAAUACUAGAAAAGCACAGCAUAGUCUUCAUCUGAGCACUGGAUCUGUCAAAUGAUCAAGCUAACGCAAGGAAACACGAGAAACAAUACGAUAAACACAGAAUUGUUGAUUUGUACGUCACAGAUAAAAUGUAUGGAUCAUCUGGAAGGCUUAGCUCAUGGGUUUCAAUUGUUAAAUUCCGAACCAUUCAUGUUCGGUGAAGAUUUUGGAGCCGGGACUGCUCUCAUGCCGCUUCCAGAGAUAAGCACAAUUAAAUGCUAAACUAUUUAAACAUUGUUAAGGUCAAGAAAUGCUAGCAAUGUGUCAGAGUGUGUGUGUGUGUGUGUGUGUGUGUGUGUGUGUGUGUGUGUGUGCUUAUGUUUGUACUAUGUUUGGGCUUUCCUUCACUGGUGAUCAACAUGUGUGUAUUCAUUUUUCAAUAAUAAUUGGAAACAUCAUUUUUUUGUGCUUUAAUGUGAAACCAUCUACAAGGUUUGGCAAUUAUUCAGUUUCAAAGGGGAACAUGUGACAAAAUUAGAAAAAAUUUAAAUGAUGUUUUAAGGAAUAAGGUUGAAAAACAUUAGCUAGCUAAAAGUAUAACAAAAAAGAAUGACAAGCCAUUUAAUGGGUUCCCCUUUGAAUCCAUAUUUUAAAGCAAAAAAAAAAAGAGAUAUUGUGAUCCUUAUGUUGUCACCGUAGUUGUUUGUGUGCGUGAAUGUGUUUAAUUGUGUAGUUUCUGCAUUGACAAAUCCCAAAUUUAAGCAGAUACAGCGGUGUAGUUUAUGAUUUAUCAUUAAUAGAUGCUGUGUGAUGUAGUGUAAAUGUGACAUAUAGGUUACAGAGUAGGAUUUGGAAUGCAACAAAGCGCCCAUUCAGUCCCAAAUAAUGUGAACGAGAAUUACGGGCCGCAUUCAGAGUCCAAAAUUCAUGCAGGGAAAGUUACUCAUAUUCAGAGUCAAGUUACACACCUGCCUAAGUCCAAGUUCUGAUUGUGAGCCAUUCAAAUGAUUCAAAAUCACCUGGGUUUAGUUGUGUAGUUAACGCCAGAGGUCGAGCGAAAGUGGAUUUUACCGAUACCGAUAGGAUCGUACUUGCUACCGAUUAUUCAAACCGAUGGUUUCAAAUAGAUACAAAAAACUCCAUGUAAAAUUGUACUGAACUUUAUUACAAAAAGUUAAAUAAAUAAAAUACAUUAAUUAUAUCAAAAAAUAUUAAGGGGAAAUAAAAGACGUGUUUAAACCGAAACAAAAAGUUAUAAAUAAAAUUAGUUACAUCCAAAGCGUGGUCGCUCUCAUACCAUAUAACACAACCCGGAAAAACUAUAUCGGUAUGGAUUUUCGCUGAUAGUUGACAGUUCCAGCAAUCAACUAUUUGUGCUGAUUAAUAGCAAAACCAAUCGGUUCACCUCCAGCUAACACCUUUAAGGUUGCCAGAUGUUUCUUAAGUAGAUAUUUUUUCACAUGUUCCAGUUCACUGUAUUAUUUUACAUUGUAUUUUUAAAAAAUUGUUCUCAGAAUAUUAACCGUGUGCAAGAUUUAACGUGAUAUUGAACAGAGGCCAUGAAAUCUCAACAUCUGGACAGAAUGAAAAUUAAUUUGAAUGAAUAAACACGACAAUAUUUGAUAAUCCAAUUACAAUUAUAAAGAAAAAAUGAAGGAUAAGAUGCCACAAUUUAUGCUAGGUGCUGUAAACAGCGUCUCUGAUUAAGAUGCGUCUCCUCCAAUGUCAUCCAUUAAGAAAAAAAUCGUAGCUUGAGUUUUAGGUAAACUCUGUGUACAAUUACACUCUAUAUGAGCAAUUUCAAUAGUAAAUCAGUACUUAAGUCUGAAUACAACCCCCUGAAUGCGUGUUUAAAAUGCAAAAAAAUAAAUAAAAAAAAUGAUAUAAGUAUUUUUAUGUUUUGCAUAUGCAGUGGCCCACUGGAGAGAGCUUGCUGUCCAGACAGUAGUGGCCAACAGAACAUUGUUUAGUGACAUGUUCUCUAAUUACAGAGCAAUAUUUCUAUCAACUCUCCAUGUUGGUAAUUUUAGUUUUAUGACAAUCCUUUAUCAUAUUUGUUUAAUUCUGCUAAAAGUAAACAUUAGCAAGUUAAACCUUAUGUCCUGUAAAAAUAUAUAAAUAUAAAUAUAUAUAUAUCUAUAUAUGUAAUAUUUGAGUUAUUUUGUGUACAUGCUCGACUGGAUAAUGUGUUUAACCCCGGUGAAAUGAUCCUUGGAGACAGCGUCCAUGAAAAGCAUAUUGAGAGUUAUGUGGAAGUACGAUAAAUAAACUUUAUGAAUUAUGGA
Messenger RNA from Silurus meridionalis, 7089 nucleotides. Its product is annotated as caskin-2. The record is from RefSeq and is a predicted model, not a curated record. The transcript is spliced from 22 exons. Gene Ontology annotation, molecular function: protein binding. Lineage: Eukaryota; Metazoa; Chordata; Actinopteri; Siluriformes; Siluridae. Bases 522 to 4805 code for a protein of 1427 amino acids.